AGAAUUUGUCUGACGGCUUCAGAGUGACAUUUGCUUCUUAACCGUGCGCUAUUCGAUGCCAGGCAACUAUAAAGUGUGUGUGUCGUCUUAAGUUCAGACAAACAGACAAUACAAAGAACUGAAAGGAUAAACCGGUCCGCCGCGAGCAACAAGAUCGUGCAAAAGAGGAUGCUUCCCUCAUUCAGUUUCACUCCAGAACAAGUUGCGUGCGUUUGCGAAGUUUUGCAACAAAGCGGAGACAUAGAACGUCUAGGAAGGUUUCUAUGGUCUCUUCCCGAGUGCGAAACCAUCCAAAAGAACGAGAGCGUACUGAAAGCCAAAGCCAUCGUUUCGUUCCACAAUGGCAACUUCCAAGAGCUGUACCGUCUCUUAGAAAGCAGCAACUUUUCUCCAGCUUCGCAUCCAAAACUGCAAUCGUUAUGGUUAAAAGCGCACUACUUGGAAGCCGAAAAGCUACGAGGUCGACCUCUAGGAGCUGUUGGCAAAUACCGAGUACGACGCAAAUUUCCACUGCCGAGGACAAUUUGGGAUGGUGAGGAAACUAGCUAUUGCUUCAAGGAAAAAUCGAGGAAUAUUCUACGAGAGUGGUACUCACAUAAUCCUUAUCCUUCUCCUCGUGAAAAGCGGGAGCUGGCAGAGAAUACAGGACUCACCACGACACAAGUCAGUAACUGGUUCAAGAAUCGAAGACAGCGCGACCGAGCAGCCGAAGCAAAAAUAAGGGAACUGACAAACGACGCUCGAAACGGCAAGCUGUUAUCUAACGAUAAGCAAGGCAACAUGGACGCCAAGAAAUGCGUAACGACUGACUUUUCACAAUGCUUGUCUCAAAGCAUUCCAGUGAACGUGAAACUCGAAGUCGAUGAAGCAACAUUAAUGGGAGUAGCACACCAUGCAGACUCAGUAAAUGAUUUCAGCCAAGGACUACAGGACUCAAACAUGUUAACCACUCUCACAAAUUCGUUAGUGGGACUGUGAAAAGUCUGGUUAGAUCUCAAUCUUAUUGUAUUAUUGUUCAGCCUUUCCCCUCAUUCACUUUUACCACAAGACCAAGUCCAAUUUCACUAAGAGAAGACGUUUAUCGCAGAGGCUUUCAACGCACCAAUAAUAAUUGCGUGUUAACUCAARUUGAAAAUGUCACAUCGACUUGUAACAUUGAGCCCAUUCACCAAAACAUUAACAGUUUUAACGUAGAAGUUCGGCGACAAACUGUGUGUGUUUUUUUCACACGAAUCCAAUCAAGAGCGUUGUAAAGAAAACGGUAUUUCCGCUCAUCGUGAGAGGAGCUUAGUCAAUCCCAUGUAAAGCUUCAGUAUACUUUUUUAAAGAAAAAAAAAAGAAUUACAUUCAUCCUGCUCCUUUCGUUUACCUACCUUCGUUUGGCGAUUAGAGCUUAACACACAUUAACAGUGUGAAAGGAAUCAACUUUGAAUUGUCAUUUACAUUGUCCUAAGUCAUGAGCCAAUAGUCAAUGUUUUGCUAGCCGUCGGCUAACCGAGUGUUACCAAGUUUUAUCAUGUAUAUGCCUUCAUAAUGGUAAACCUUACAAGUAUGUAUUCUUCAGAUAUUCAAUCCCGAUUGUACAAAUUAUAUAUACACAUUAUACAUAAUAUUUGUACGAGGUAAUGUUCUUUAUACCAUGCUACGCUAAUUCAGGUGUAAUAUGCUUAUUAAGGAAAACCUUUAGUUUUAUUUGGGGUAGGAUAAGCGGCUUCCUUACUGACGAGAAACCCUAGGUCUUUCCGCCAAAACCCAUGAAUCAAGAGAAGCUCAUUUUACAUUCGACCCCCAUUCUCAUAUAUCUCAUAUCAUUAACUCCUUGGAAAUCGAAAACCUAAAACCAAUCGACCCGCAUCAUUUGGAAUACGAUAGAUGGUGAGAUUCGUGGCGAAAGGCUUCUCUUUUAGCGAAAACAAAGAGGAGAGUCAACCGUUUAUUCGAUACAACGUCUUCACUGCUGGUUGCUGACUCAUUCAUCGCGGUGCGUCCAUCUUCGCUCACGGUGUACAAGUAGAUGAAGUUAUCAUGCGAACCAACUGCGAUAUAUUUACCAUCUGUGGAAGUUGAAGAAAUUAGAGCAAGUGAAAACUAUGGACAAUUAAUGGGAUAAUGCAAAAAGUUGGUCUGAAUAUAUGUUCAUACAACAACCAGUCUAUCACGACCCCCUCCUGAAAGGAACUGUCCAUCCUCUAGAGCACACAACGAGAAUAUCGGCCCUUCAUGUGCGCCCAAUACUGCCUUACCGAUACGAUUGGCACCUGAGCACACAGAACAUACAUCAUCAUUCCUUUCGAAUAUGGUACACUUUUAUAGUGCUUGGAAGGAUCAAGGAUCAGCAGAUAACAUGUUUCCGUCACUCAAGAAACAUAUGCAUAAAACGAAACGAGGCUUGUCAAAUUUCUGGAGGAUAAAAUCAAAUUAAAGGGGAUAGUUCCUGCGCAGACAUCCUUAAAGUUGUAUUGUUGAGUAACGACGCUAAGGAUGAGACCGGCGUGGUAGGCUGCAUGCAUGGGGAAGGAAAAGAAAAGAUGUGGCUUGGCGUGACAUGACGUGACGUGACGUGACGUGACGUGCCCUGACCGUAACGGUGCUUUUUCCAAGCAUUUUCAUUGGAUUAUCAGUAAUAACGUGCGCUGUGUGUGGUUGAAAUGGUUUUGUCGUUUCGAUUCCUUGGCGGUGUCUUCUGUAUUGCCAUAUGAUAUUCAUAUGGAAACUAGCAUAUUAAGGCCCCACAGGAUAAAGCAGCGCAGAUGAACAUUUUGUAUUCUAGUUGUAUGCCACCAGAAAAAUGAAUAAACCUACCCCGUACACUCCCAUCUUCUUGGAAAGUCCUCCUGACUCCAACACGGUCCAAAACGCAAUAUGAGACUUGCCACAUGUCACGAUGAUUGACAGGUCACGUGGAUGACAGGCGAUCAUCAGCACGGGAUCACUAGAGCCCUACGAGGUAUGAGAUACUUUAGAAUUACCAAAGAUACGUACCACGUACCACUGGCUUAGAGAUAGGGCAAGGGAUAGGGGUACAAGGCAUCUCGGUACAAGGGGUAUUUUUACAAGGAAUCUCGAAAUGAUUGAGAAGUGUUAUAUUUUUUCAACUACAUGGCUCUCUCCAUGACUGAUACGCAUGAAGUUACUGCGGAUUUGGUGAGAAUUUUCGCGCCAAAUACGCGCGCGCGCGUGCGCUCGCCCACACCCAUCCCAUAACUUUGGAACUUUCACUGCGCAAAUGAAGCGCACAAGCCCUACACGCAUCAAGCAACAAACUUGUUUGAAGCUGAGAUAUUUCUGGAACAUUUUACCUUGUUUUCAGUUAUCUUGCGUUUGGUUUCCCAUUCCCAGUAGGAAAUCACGUGUUCAUUAGCUUCGUCCACCACCAAAAGAUGGCGGCCGCCGUCCUGCACGAAGAUAAUGUAGAGAUAGAUGUUUAAAACUGAUAGAAAAAUAUAUUAGUAAAAUGAUUAAAUAGAUUUACGAACCUGAAUGGAGAAGGCCAAGCAUGAUAUUGCUCGCUCGAAGUCUCCUAUCCCGAGAACUUGCAAUGUUUCUAACGUCAACGAGUUCCAUAUUCGCACGUGGGGCUAGAAUAAUGGGUUUGAGUUAAUAAUGAGUUAAUAUUUAUUUAGCCAGCGUAGCAGGGAGACUUGGUAGGGGGAUUGGUAACAUGGGGACCUUCUGUUACAACCCAGCUCUCGCAACUGAGCGGGAUUAUUGAUAUAAAAAAUGGACUUCAAGUCCUGAUUUGUCAUACCCCUACUAAUAGAAUUCAAGGUUAUAACUGCGAGUUAGUGAAAACAAUGACUAGUCAAAUACAUAAUGAAACCUUUACAUGCGCUAACAAAUGCAUGGGUAAUCCAAUGAUCAAUGAUAUUGUCUUGAUAAUUGAAGGAUAGGGGAGAUAAAGUAUGAUUCCUUCGUGUUGUAAUAGUUAAAGGGUUGUAUCGAUUCGUUUUGAAUAAAACAGUUGCAA
Messenger RNA from Actinia tenebrosa (Australian red waratah sea anemone), 3967 nucleotides. Its product is annotated as homeobox protein six1b. The record is from RefSeq and is a predicted model, not a curated record. Gene Ontology annotation, molecular function: RNA polymerase II cis-regulatory region sequence-specific DNA binding; DNA-binding transcription factor activity, RNA polymerase II-specific. Gene Ontology annotation, cellular component: transcription regulator complex; nucleus. Lineage: Eukaryota; Metazoa; Cnidaria; Anthozoa; Actiniaria; Actiniidae. Gene Ontology annotation, biological process: regulation of transcription by RNA polymerase II.